GGCGGUGCUAAGGAGUUCUUAAAUACAUCGGCGAAGGGGUUGGUUUACAAUAUUGAUCAAAUAGAUAGAAAACAGAGAGAAAAAUGGGGAAAGGGAAGUCGAAAAUCGAGAUGAAACUGAUCGAGUCACUGGCAGCUCGGAAUGUGUGUUUCACCAAGAGGAGAAACGGGCUCUUCAAGAAAGCAUUCGAUCUCUGCCGUCUAUUCCCGGGUGUCAAAGUUGCGGUCGUCGUCUUCUCUCCGGCGGGGAACCCGUAUGUGUAUGGCGACCCGACGGGGAUUUUCGAGAGUGAAGAGAGAAUGGGACUGAUGAGUCCAGAGUCGCAGCAGCAAGAUCAGCAGGGCCGCCGCGGCAGUCCUCUGUUUCCUUCGCCGUUGUCCGGCGAGAAUACCGCUUGGAAUAGCGGCGGGCCGUUGCCCGACGAAGACAUUGAGUCAGUUAAUUUUCCUCCGCAGUAUGCUUCGCCGCCCUCUGUUCUGGCCGGUGGCCAUUUUAUUUCUGAACCCGGCUGCUAUUCGCCGAUUGAGAAGGAGACACUCAAUACCCCGGAGAUUGUUGGUUGGGAAGAUGAUUGGCUGAUUACUGGAGAAGACAUUGGAUCAAUGAUCCGAGAGUUGGAGCCGGAGCAGGGCGGUGGCCCUGUUUUUCCACAGCAUUCUAAUUCCUCGCCGCCGUCCUCUGUUCAGCCGGAGAUACUCGGAGAAGAAGAAGUGGAUUCAAUGAUCCAAGAGUUGCUCUGGUAGCUACGGCCAAAUAUACCAUUUUGAAGUGAU
Molecule: messenger RNA, 773 nt
Organism: Cuscuta epithymum
Lineage: Eukaryota; Viridiplantae; Streptophyta; Magnoliopsida; Solanales; Convolvulaceae
Source: the annotation of a GenBank genome assembly